Colias croceus (clouded yellow) is the source of this 3394-nucleotide messenger RNA. Its product is annotated as hemicentin-1-like. The record is from RefSeq and is a predicted model, not a curated record. Gene Ontology annotation, biological process: cell-cell adhesion. Bases 301 to 2181 code for a protein of 626 amino acids. The transcript has 15 exons. Gene Ontology annotation, cellular component: cell-cell junction. NCBI's taxonomy places the organism in Eukaryota, Metazoa, Arthropoda, Insecta, Lepidoptera, Pieridae. Gene Ontology annotation, molecular function: cell adhesion molecule binding.
GAGUGUGGUUCCGGUGGGGUCGAUCACCGGUGAGUGCGUGCCUUUACGCCGCUAUUUUAAACUUACUCGCGUGCUUACCGAACGCGUUACGCGCCAAAAAUUAUUCUAUAUUCAAAUUUCGGGAAUAGACAAAAAAAGUUUGUUUAUUUUUUUUAUUGUGAAAGUGAUAAUGGACGAAAGAUGAAAGAAAAAUUAACAGAAAAACAACGAUAUCUAGUGGUAAUUAAGUAAACAAAACCUGCGUUCAGAAAUAAUUAGAGCAUUUUGUGAAAUGUUGUGAAGUUAGGAUACGUUACGACAAUGAAGAAUAUUAACAGUAACUGUUUUGUGCGAGUUUUUCUAUUUUUUAUGAGUGCAAUUAGUGUUGAUGCAGUACAAAGAUUCGUCGAAUUUCCCACGUACACAGAAGUAAAUCCAGGUGAAGAUGCUUUACUCACUUGUCGAAUCUCAGACAAGAAAGGAGUAUGUUCUUGGCAAAAGGAUAAUAAGCCUGUCGGUAUCUACAGAGGCAAGUACGAAUGGGCGAACGAGCACAGUCCCGUGGGUGGAGACUGCUCCCUCUGGGUGAGAGCGGCAACUCUUCAGCUCGACGAUGGGCAGUGGCAGUGCCAAGUCACAGCCAGCAACUAUGAUGUGCAGGAUGCUCUAUCUAGUCCACCCGCAGCGCUAGCAGUUCGGGUGCCACCACAAACGCCUAGGAUCCUAUUCAAUGGAUCCCAUGUGUUGCCAGGACAGAAUAUAACUGUCCCUUCUGGUUCGAGAGCUACUGUGGUGUGUGAAGCGCGAUAUGGCAACCCGCCGGCGUAUAUUGAGUGGUAUUUAGACAAAGAACGUCUAACAGCAUGGAGCCAAACCAACGCAUCAGAAGUAGAGCGACCUCGUGUAUGGGCAGCUAGAUCUGUACUAGAGCUUGGUGCUACAAGAUCAGCUCAUGGGAGGCAGCUGGCCUGCAGGUCGCACCAUCCGUCGUACCCAUCGCCGUACUAUAGGGACUCGUACACCAUGCUUGAUGUUACUUUUGUACCAGUAGUAUCAAUAGUGGGAUCUGAUGCGAGUAGUCUAUCAAGUCUCGAAGAAGGUUCCAGUGCUCUUACCUUGGAGUGCAGGGCGGAUGGAAACCCUAGUCCUUAUGUAUGGUGGACCAAAGAUGGCCAGGUCAUCGCUACAAAUGGUCCCAGGCUUAUACGAGCACCGGUUUAUAGAAAUCAUUCGGGUAUCUAUGGGUGUCAAGCUAGAAAUUCAUUGGGCACUUCGGAAGCUGUUAAAAUAGAAAUCGAUGUAAAAUAUCCGCCGCGCGUGAUAUGGGUCGGGCCGGACACGGUGGUUGAAGCCAAUCUGUUCACUCAAGUGACUUUGGAGUGUAAGGCUGAGGGGAACCCGCCGCCUAGCUACCAGUGGUAUCAUAACCCAACACCCUCUAUGACUGCGCAUCCAGAUGAAGGCUAUCCAAUCUCGUCCACACCGCAGUUACAAUUACAUAAUGUAUCGUACACCCAACACGGAAGGUACACCUGUGUGGCCAUCAAUCAGAUCGGGCUUGAAGAAAGAACCCACCAAUCGGAAGCGAUAACACUCAACGUGCUGGGCCCACCGGUGGGCGCGGAGACAGGCACAGCGCACGCGUGGAGCGGCGGCGAGGCGAAGGUGCAGGCGACCGUGUGUGCUGAUCCGCCGCCAAGACGAGCGGCUUGGUUGUGGGGCAGCUUGCGGCUGGAUGUGCCAUCUUCUAUUGGUCGAUACAAAGCGAUCGACGCAUCAAGCGUGAACGGCUGCUACCGCUACACUCUCACCGUGAGCGGCGUGAGCGUGUCGGACGCGCGAGUGUACGUGCUGCACGUAGAGAACGAGCGCGGCUUCUCGUCGCACGCUGUGUCGCUCACUGUACACGAUAAUUUUUCGCUAACAGAGACCGCGCACGUGGCUCCGCUCAUAGUGGCCGCUCUGGUUAUAGCGGCUCUGUUGGUUAUUGUCCUGUGUCUUAUUCUGCGGUGCAGGCGAAGACGGGAAAGCGUCGAGUACAAAACGGAUGAAUUAGAUAGCGAGAAGACAGUGCUACCCGCGGACGCAGUGUACGCGCCGCGCGAGGUGGCCCGGCCGCGCGAGCGGGACCCGCGCUACUCGCCCGCCGCGCUGCAGGUGCGCCGCGCCGCCGUGGUGCUGCAGCCCCCCACCACCGUGUGAACUGUGUCUGCACAGGCAGCUUUAUCGUCGCUGGAAAAAGAAGCCAAAGAAAACGUAUAUGCGGUACUAGACCCGCACAUACAAUAUGAGUUAAUGAUAAACAAGCACGGCGAACCGCCUAAGUAUUUAUCGCUGUCUAAGCCUCUAACUCACCAAAGAACGCACGCCUUUGACCCGCAAACUUUUAAACAAAAUGAAAUUAACAAUAACGAUAUUAUGUUCACCACUUUCAAACAAGAACCGCCCAAAGUUAGACGGUCCGACAGAAGCAGCAAAAGAAGCAGUAGAAAUAAAAACAAUUUUGUUUCCAACACCAAUUUUGAUAUUGAAUAUUCGAGAGAUCCUUUCUUCGGAAAAGUUAGAUCAACAGAACACAAUGAUGCUUUGGGAACUAAUAAAUUACGUAGAAGCAAUAAGAAUGUGUACGAAAAAAAUAACUCUAGAAGAAACGUUAAUAAUGCACCAGAUAAACUUACUGAUAUCAUUAAUAAGGAAGAAGUGCGUAGAACUUCGCAAAGGAAGAAAGAAUACAUAGUAGAUAAUAAUAUAAAUGAAAAGGAGCGCUCGUUUGAAGACUUAAAAGAGGAACCGAGAGUACAAUGUAGAAAUAUUGAAGAUGAGCAUAUGCCUCGACCAGGGAAAGUAAAAGAAAUCGCAUCACGAUUCGACAAGCACAGCAUUAAUGAUUUUAAAUAUUUGAAUAUUAAAAACGAGAGACCUAAGCCUUUACAAAGUUUUUGUGAUCAAAAGUACUUAGACCAUGUGUUCCCAGAUGCUGUAGAAAUUUAAGUUUAUCGUGUGUGAGAUGUAAAUUUAAUUAGAUCUCUUAGUGUAUAGCAUGAAUGCGAGUGUGAAGACAAAAAGUUCUCUUUCUAUUUAUUAGUGACGCUUUCUAUAAGACUUCAUAUCUUAAGCUACUAUAUUGGAUCGGAUAUAUAUCAAUGCCAUACUUAUAAAAUUUUGAUAUCGUAGAAAUUUUAAGAACUACUGAGCGUUCAUGACAAUUUUAAACUAAGCACAAAUUCGUUUACAAAUUUUCUGCUUAUACAUAUUGUACUUAACUGAUAAAGAUAGUUUCUUCCAUUUACUUUAACUUAUAUAUUAUGUUUAUGUUUUGUUAUUUAGCUCUUAUGUGUAUAGCUCUAUUUUAACUUUCGUGCCGGUAUGUUUUGUAUUGUUGAAUUUUAACAGUAUUAAAAUUUUAAUUGAUAAA